Molecule: messenger RNA, 2543 nt
Organism: Ziziphus jujuba (common jujube)
Lineage: Eukaryota; Viridiplantae; Streptophyta; Magnoliopsida; Rosales; Rhamnaceae
Product: putative disease resistance RPP13-like protein 1
Exons: 3
Coding region: 657-2282 (541 amino acids)
Biological process (GO): defense response to other organism
Molecular function (GO): ADP binding
Source: RefSeq, a predicted model, not a curated record
GCCAUCAGAAGCAAGGGACAGAGCCACCUCUUCUCAUUUCUAUAGGCUCUUACACAGUCCUCUUGACUGACUUUUUAGCAGAUGAAAUACUUUUACAUACGAUUGAUAAACUCAAACCCUUUGAAUAGCUCUCUGCUUUCUCUCUCUCUCCUACUCUGCUCAUUUUUUCAGAUUGAAGGUUUCACUGUUUUUAAGGCUUUUUGGUCUAGUUUCUUAGUAUUUGAGCUUUUAAAAUUCAAUUACAACCAUCUGGUUGGAUUUUACAAGAGAUUGAGCCCAAACCCACAAAAAGGCACUAACCACUCUGCCGGGAAAGUCCAACCGAAGGAGAAUUAAGAGUUUCUGUGCAUUUAAAUAACACAAAGGGAGCAAAACUUGCAAAUUAAAUAUGGUUCUUUGACUGGUUCUGAGAUGGCUAAACAAGUAAAUUACAAAGGGAUUUUCUUGAGUACAUCAAGGAACAAUGGAUAGAUGGUAUACAGAUCCAGCUCAAGGAACAAUGGUAGUGGGAGAGAUUUUUCUGGCAGCGUUCCUACAGGUGCUGUUUGAAAGGUUGAUGUCUAGUGAGUUGCUGAACUUUGCAAGGCGUGAGGGCGUUCAUGAAAAGCUGAAGAAGUGGAGUACAAUGUUCUCCACCGUUCAAGCUGUGCUAUGUGAUGCCGAGGAGAAGCAAUCUCAGAGAUUUGGCUUAUGAUGUGGAAGACAUAUUGGACAAGUUUUCCACUGAACUGUUGCGGCCCAAGAUAGAGAAAUUACAUCAAGCUAGCACUAGUAAAGCAUGGAGUCUGAUCCCUACUUGCUGUACUGGCUCAAGUCCAAAUGCAUUUGGAUGGUUCAUGUUUAAUCUUGAUUCAGAAAUUAAUGAAAUCACUGAGAGGCUGCUAGAUAUAUCUAGGAGGAAAAAUGAACUUGGUUUGAAUGAUAUUGGGGGAUCUGUAGUUGAAUGGAAAAGGCUACCAAGUUCAAGUUUGCCUGAUGGUCAUGUCAUUGGAAGAGAUCAAGACAAGAAGAAAAUUGUUGAAUUAUUGUUAAGAGAUGAGCAAAGUCUUGUCAAUUAUCAUGUGGUUUCCAUAGUUGGAAUGCCUGGAGUAGGAAAGACGACACUUUCUGGGUUGGUGUUCAAUGAUGAUGCAAUGAAACAUUUUGAUAUAAAAGUGUGGGUUUCUGUGUCCAACGACUUCAAUUGUGUAAGGUUAACGAAGGCAAUUCUUAAAUCAGUCACAUUGAAUAGUGAGCGUUUCGACGAGUUUAGUGACUUUCAGAAUCUUCUGAGUGAAGUUUUAACAGGUAAAAAGUUUUUGAUUGUUUUGGACGAUGUUUGGAAUACAAAUUAUGGUCUUUGGGCAACCAUGCAAACCCCUUUUAGGGCCGGAGCACCUGGAAGUAAGAUAAUUGUGACGACAAGAGAUGUAAAUGUGGCAAAGUUGAUGGGGGCAGUUGAAUGCUAUAAUUUGGAGUGUGUAUCAGAUGAUGAUUGUUGGAAAGUAUUUGUGCAGCAUGCAUUCUUAAAUAGAAAUACUAGUGAACCAUCAAAUUUGGAAUUCCUACGUGAGAAAAUUGUUGCAAAAUGCAAUGGUUUGCCUUUGGCAGCAAGGACCCUGGGUGGCUUUCUUCGUUUCAAAGAAAUAGAUCAAUGGGAGGAUGUAUUGGGCAGCAAAUUAUGGACCCAAUCAAAUCAGAGUAACAUUCUCCCAUUAUUAAGAUUGAGCUACCACUAUCUCCCUUCACAUUUAAAAAGGUGUUUUGCUUACUGCUCAAUACUACCAAAAGCUUACGAAUUUAAGGAGAGACAAUUGAUUCUCUUAUGGAUGGCAGAAGGGUUAAUUCAGCAACCAGAAGGGAGUAAACAAAUGGAAGACUUGGGUAGUGAGUACUUCAAUGAAUUAUAUUCAAGGUCAUUCUUUCAGAAAUCAAGAAAGGACGAAACAAAGUAUGUGAUGCAUGACCUCAUGAAUGAUUUGGCACAGUGGGUUGCAGGAGACAUAGGAUUUAGGUUGGAAGAUAAGGUGGACAAUAACAAUGGAUGCGGGAUUUUUCCUAAGGCACGAUAUUCAUCUUACAUCAGUGCAAAGUUUGAUGGAAUUCAAAGACUUGGGGCCUUCUCCAAAGUUAAGUAUUUGCGGACUUUUCUACGACUUACAGAAUCAUAUGAUGAGGAGAAAUACAUUACUACCACUUUUACUCUUUGUACAUUGCUGAAAUUACGGUAUCUAAGGGUGCUUUCUCUUAAUGGCUAUAUGUUAACCAAGCUACCUAUUAGAGUUAGUGAUCCGAAUUCUUGAUGACCCGACCCGAAAAGCUCGUGGUGCGACUCAUUUGGUGAAACUAAUUUUGAAAAAAAAUUUGGGGCUCUGUGGUGGAAGCGGAGGUUUUGGGUUGAUAGGCCCGAGACCGUAGCCUACCACUGAGCCCGACUGGGGUGCGGGGGCAGCGCCCCCGCGGUACGGACCUGUUCAAUUUUAGGGUUUCUUCCGUAUAUAUAUUUCUUAUUCUUUUGGGGUUUGGCGGCUGUAAUUGGGGUUUUAGGGUAUAGCAGUUUUUUC